Daldinia caldariorum is the source of this 1944-nucleotide messenger RNA. Its product is annotated as protease prsW family-domain-containing protein. The transcript is spliced from 2 exons. Gene Ontology annotation, molecular function: peptidase activity. The record is from RefSeq and is a predicted model, not a curated record. The coding region runs from base 436 to 1410 and encodes 324 amino acids. NCBI's taxonomy places the organism in Eukaryota, Fungi, Ascomycota, Sordariomycetes, Xylariales, Hypoxylaceae.
GGUUCGAAUCCUGCAGGCGUCGCUCUUCAUAAAUGUCACCGGAUAUUCUUUUUGAUUUUUUUUUACCUUUUGAUUUCUCCCUUUAUCUUAAAAGCUUAAACGAUUCCGAAUUAUUAUGUUGCUGCAUCUUCUCGUAUUUGAGCUCCUUUUUUAUCCCCUGAGCGUGAUGCUGGUUUUCAUUACGACUCUCAAUACGGCGUAUAUGCAUGGUAUACCAGGGCAGGGUUGUCGCUAUGACCAGUUCGCUGAGUCACCGUCGCAUUUUAUUUUGCAUCUACAUAUUUCAUCAUCGCUCUCUCAAAGAUUAGGGAGUAUUUAAUAAUGGCAAUAUGUCUAUCCUUUCUAAAAAUAAAAAAUAAAUAAAUACCAGCUCGAUUCGCCCUGAAAGCCCUCCACUUCUAAAGGACUUUUCAACCAUAGCAGUAAACCUUGGCUAUGGAGGAAAAACACAAAGCUGUAGAUGUGUCAAACACAUCUCAAUUUUCUCGCUCUACGAGAAUACUACUCUGGGUCAUUUUGCCGGCCAUUUUCAUCGCUCUCGGCAUCGCAUCACCUCUGACGGCGCUGCUCUCUCUGUUCGUCCUGGCUCCGACGUUCUGUCUGCUAUGGUAUGACCGCGCGCGUCCCGUCGAUCAGAGAACGGACCCUGAGACCUUCAUCUGGACAUAUGUGCUCGUUGGCACUGUUGGCGUCUUCGCCGUCGUUGUUGCCCAGUCGCUUUUACUGUAUCUUCUGAGUUAUACACUAUUUCCGUCCUCGGUGUCCGCCCUUCUCGCCGAGUUCGCAAGGGACGAGAACAAAGUCGCUAGUCUGGACGCCGAAGCGCUGGCCGCGAGAAGACAGAUAGCAGGCUGUUGGCAGUAUUGGGCGCUCAUGUUCUUGUUCGCGUACUGCGGCGCUAGCAUCCCGGAAGAGCUUCUCAAGUACUCUGGAUUGGUGUAUGCUCGACGUCGAGGACGCAUUACGCACGAGCAUAACUACGUCGCGCUGGCGGCAGCGGCAGCGCUGGGUUUCAGCACGUUCGAGAACAUCGGGUUCAUGUAUGCUGCCGUGGGGGUGAAUCAGGACUUUGCACAUCUCGCCCUGGCUAUCGUCGAGCGCGUGCUGAUCGGGUCUCCCAUGCAUGUAAUGAGCGGUCUACUCAUCGGUCUCGCUGCCGCCGGCCGGGACUUCCGGGGGGAGACCUCAAGUCUGGCGCAGAUUAUAGGUCUCCCCGCGGUCAUUCAUGGGGCCUGGGAUUUCUCACUAUUUGGCAUUAGCGCCUUGAACGGAAACGUUGGAUGGAUCCACCCUCACGGAAAGUCGUUGCUGGCUACUAUCGCCGUUGCCGUUAUCGUCGAAGGUACACUACUCUUUGUUGUCCGGAGGAGAUUUGCGAGUUGGAAUUCUCGUGAGGCUAAAACGAAAUAAAUGGACUGAACUACGAACGAGAUGUAUUGUUGCUAUAUAGACUCAGCUCACUACUUCCAUAUAUGAUACCCCACUCUGUACAUGGCAGAAUAUAUGCCUAACAUGAUAAUAUGAAUGAAAGUCUUGCUCAACAUAAUAUACCAACUACAACGUCGGUAGAGAAUGAUGAAUAAAUGUCGAAACCAUAGCUACAUCUCUGUUCCAUCCCUCUAAAGACUCAGUCCGUCGAGGUAGUAUUCACAAUUUCGCCAUUGUCCAGGUAUACAAUCUCGUAACCGAUCUACAGCGAUGCUCUCGAAGGAUCGAUCCAUGCCUUCUCCGGCUCCGAUGCCCGAGCACCGAACUCGGGAUCCGACAACAAGCUUGCGAUGUUGUCCAGGCUAGGGGCGUAAUAGUUGACACCGCGUCGUAGUUGUCAACCUUGUUUUUUAGCCUGGUUUCGGCGCAAUCACUGUCUCGAGCGGAGCGCGGGAUGCAGAUGGUGUAAAAUACUGUUAUAAAACUCAAAUAUCAACCUCCUCGUUCAGAGCGCAG